GACCACCAGGACCAGCAACGGCGAGCCAGCCACAUUCCGAGCGCUACCGAGAAAGAAACUAACUACGGAGAGAAACUUCAUUUGAGAACUCCUUCAUUUCCUUUGCGCCUCCUCGUAUCUGCACUGCAGCUACCAAGCUUGAAGCGUCCAAGAACAAGGAGGAAGAUCGAAUAGGUAGCAAUGGCGUGCAGCUUCGUCGCCCGCGUCUCCCUCUUCCCCGCGCUCCUGCUCGCCCAGCCCGCACCACUCGCCAUCACCUGCAGGCUGCGUCCCGGCUCGGCGAGAGGUUAUCAUCGCGUCCUUGCGGCGGCGAGGCCGGCCAAGAGGAUGCUCGGCUCCGUCAGAUACGGCACUGGAGCGACGGCGUUGCGCGCGGAGGAGGCCGAGGUGGCGGUGCCGCCGUCGGUGCCCGUGCGGGUCGCCUACGAGCUGCAGCUGGCCGGCCACCGCUACCUCGACGUCAGAGCUGAGGGCGAGUUUGGCGCCGGGCAUCCCGUAGGAGCCGUGAACAUCCCUUACAUGUACAGCACCGGCUCAGGGAUGUCGAAGAACUCGCAUUUUAUAGAGCAAGUGUCGGCAAACUUUGGGAGAGAUGCCGAGAUAAUCAUCGGAUGCCAGAGUGGCAGGAGGUCUCUCAUGGCGGCAGCUGAGCUCUGCUCCGCGGGGUUCACAGCCGUGACAGACAUCGCAGGAGGGUUCUCUGCCUGGAGGGAGAACGGGCUGCCGGUCAGCCGAUGAUAUCAGGCGUCUGGCUUCUCUGAAUUUUUCUGAAACACAAUAAUCUGUUCAGGAGGCUCUGACGCCUCCUAGUCCAAUGUUCUAACAGGAGGCAUUUUCUUUUUAUUUUCUUUUAUAUCAGUUUGAGGGUCUGAGGGUUCUAGUCUUUAUCCCCUUUAUCCCUGUUUUUCACCCCUCAAAAGUGCUAAAAAAUGUCCAUUCUCAACCCUUAAACUGGUUUGAGGGUUUGAGAAUUUAGGGAUACUACUAGUGAUGCUCUUAUGCAUUUACUUCCUCAGCGUUCCAUUUUUCCUCAGAGGUCUGUACUGUAACGUUUUGCUCUGUUGCUCAUCGUCUAUUCGGCUGCAAAAAUAGACGUGCAAGUUGGAUA
Messenger RNA from Lolium perenne, 1108 nucleotides. RefSeq names its product thiosulfate sulfurtransferase 16, chloroplastic. Lineage: Eukaryota; Viridiplantae; Streptophyta; Magnoliopsida; Poales; Poaceae. The record is from RefSeq and is a predicted model, not a curated record.